Molecule: messenger RNA, 1653 nt
Organism: Mustela lutreola (European mink)
Lineage: Eukaryota; Metazoa; Chordata; Mammalia; Carnivora; Mustelidae
Gene: FAM181A
Product: family with sequence similarity 181 member A
Exons: 2
Coding region: 363-1241 (292 amino acids)
Source: RefSeq, a predicted model, not a curated record
UUCCCGGCAUAAGUGCGCUGCUGGCCCUCCCAGGCUGGCCCGGGCUUGGUGCCUCGGGGCGGGGGGAGCGGGGGCUGGGAAGAGGGAGAGACAGACAGAGACAGAGAGAGGGGCAGAGAGGGAGAGAGAGAGGGGGAGAGAGGGAGAGAGAGGGAGAGACACUCAACACUCAAGGACAGAGGGGGAAGCAGCCCGCCCCGGCUUACCCUGUCGGAUUGUCUGUCCGCACUGGAGCAUGGCAGCUGGAGGCUGGAGGCCUGGAGCCUUUGGGGGAUGUCAGCUCUGUGCCUGUCCCUGGAGCUGCCGGCCACCAGCAGAGCCCGCGCUCUUCAUGGACAGCCCCAUGCCGUGGCCCCCUGGUGAUGGCAUCCGACAGUGAUGUGAAGAUGCUCCUGAACUUUGUGAACCUGGCGUCCAGCGACAUCAAGGCGGCCCUGGACAAGUCGGCGCCCUGCCGCCGCUCCGUGGACCAUCGCAAGUACCUGCAGAAGCAGCUCAAACGCUUCUCCCAGAAGUAUUCCCGGCUUCCUCGGGGCCUCCCCGGCAGAGGCACCGAGCCUCACCUGAAAAGGGGACCCGAGGACCGGCCUGGGAGGCUGCUCCUCGAUCCCGGCCAUGGUUCCAGUCCCGGCGUGGUGGGGGGCAGCAAGGAGAAGGCUCUGGGGAACCCCUACAGGGAGGAAUGUCUCUCUAAGGAGCAGAGCCUACAGAGGCAGAAUCCAGAAGCGGCCAGGCCUGGCCAGGUGCCCAUGAGGAAAAGACAGCUGCCCGCUUCCUUCUGGGAAGAGCCUCGGCCCGCCCACAGCUACUCCCUGGGGCUGGAGGGGGAGCUGGGCCCCAGGGAGGGAUCUCCCUAUGAGGGUAAGAAACACUGCAAAGGCUUGGAGCCCUGGGAUCCUGAGAUGGCCCCCGUGCCUGCGUCCCCAAGGGCACCGGCUGGCAAGGAGCCGCUCAAGAUGUCUGGGGUCUCCCUAGUGGGCCGUGUCAAUGCCUGGGGCUACUGUCCCUUCCAGUACCAUGGACAGCCCAUCUACGCCGGCCCCCCGGGGGCCUUGCCUCAGAACCCCGUCCCCAACCUGGGCCUGUGGAGGAAAAGCCCAGCGUCUCCUGGGGAGCUGGCCCACUUCUGCAAGGAUGUGGACGGGCCGGGGCAGAAAGUGUACAGACCCGUGGUUCUGAAGCCCAUCCCUACCAAGCCGGCGGUGCCCCCGCCCAUCUUCAAUGUUUUUGGCUACCUCUAGCGGGGCUGGGAGGGCCUUGGCUCCCCCGCUCUGGCCGGCAGAGAUGUUGGGGGCCCCUCCCGAGAGCACUUCUUGUGCAGAGGGAGCUGGGCAGUGGGAGCCUUCUCUUUGUGUAUGUCCAGGAGAGGGGGAGGAUGGGUUUGGGGCAGGGGCCUCGCAGGCAGUCUCCAAGUCAGCUCCUGCAGCCUUGGGAGCCGGGGGGCUGGGCUCAGCCAGCCCCUCUCCAGCCAGACCAGAGACCGACCGAUCGUCGCACUGUCCUUGGGCCGGUCUUGGGUGGUGGGGCUCUGCCCUGGCCUUCCUGCCACUCUGUUCACGUGCUGCCCACCGUGUAAGCCAAUCUCAGUUCUGUUCGUUUUGGUUUUUGUAAAUAUUAAGAAGGUUAAAAGAAUAAAGACAUUUCUUUUGCAGU